AUGGACCUGAGCUUACCCAGCCUCCAAAAAUUAGCCCGACCAGAGAACCACAAGAAUCAUGAACGCGUAGCCACGAGGGUUAAGCCGGCCCUCCAUAAUCCCGUUGCAUCUGAAAUGCCCGAUGCGCGCGAGAAGCACUGGCAGCGCCUGCACGAUACGGGCGUCCGCCCCGAUGUGACUCCCGCCCCUACCCAACACGCGAAAGUUCAAGCGGACGUAGGUCAGGACGGUCGCCUUCAACGCAAACGCCUGCCAGUGCUGCCACAAACGUUCACGCCAAAUACCUACUUAGUACACCCGAAGACUUUGUACGUGCGAAAUGCGCAUUAUGAACUCCAAGUGACGUCAAUAGUGGCACAGUUUUAUCUUGUCUUGGGAUUGAUUCUAGCCAUGAUAUACGACAAGAAUCCUCCUUACCCGCACUAUGACCACCUCCCAUACGCUCGCGAGCCAUGGAAGUCAAUAUAUGUCUUCCAAAGGUUGCUCACGACACUGCUUUUGGUUCCAUUCUGGGUGCUCUACUACACCGUAAUUCCCCACAGUUAUCGCCCUCGACCGUCUUGGAACCUUCGCCAAAUCAUCAAUGUCAAAUUUACGCGGAGGAUCUUCAAGGUUACGGAGGUGGCAGGUGUUACAUGGGGCACGCGCGAUCCCGCACUUGCGCCGGAUGAGACGAGUCUGAGGGAAACCCGGUUCGAGUGGGCGGAGCCGUUGAAGGAGGUGUGGAGAACGGGGAUUGUUGAUGGUUGCGUGCCGUUCAAGCGAGUUGGCUGUUAUGUGUGGAGAAAGAGCUUGGGCAUGGACUUGGAGUCAGGCUCGGGCAUUCCGCUCGUUGGCAUUUUCAUGCAUGGAGGAGGAUACUGUCAUAUGUCGGCGCAUGAAUCAAGCAAGACAUCUAAAAUACCCCGUAAUUUACUCAAGAGGGGCAUUCUGCACGAAAUCUAUUCGGUGGAAUAUCGACUGCUGCAACAUGCACCGUUUCCAGCCGUUGUACAGGAUGCUGCCGUAGUGUAUGCCCACGUUAUAGAGCAGUACCGGAGCAAGGGAAAGAAAUGCAAGAUUGUCCUCAUCGGAGACAGCUCCGGCGGGAAUCUUGUUCUCUCCCUCGCCCGUUGGCUAAGGGACGAAGCCCACCUCCCUGUACCAGAUGGCCUUCUCUUAUUAUCCCCCUCCUGUGACACAUCCCACUCGCUCCCAGAAACAUUGUCGUCAUAUAUUCCUCGUCCAAACAACGACAGCGACUAUCUCGUCGACACUCCUGAGCCACGAGCCCUUCUCCAGAGAACGUUCCUAGGAUUCACGUCGCGUCGGAACGCAGACGACGACCGCCGUCUCAUGGAAAUUGUUCACUCCGAAUACGUCUCACCGUGUUCGCCUAUCGUGCUCAAACGCUGGGGACACGAGGCGAAGCAGGACCCAGAGGGCGAGUUCGAGGAGCACUUCGUGCGGGACGUCUUCAAGCGACUCCCGACGGACCUCAAGCGAACGCGCGCACCGUCGGUUCUCGACACCGCAGUCGUCUUGCCGAAAGAAGGACCCACCGUGGUCCUUCCACCCGCGAUGUCCACCAACGAGCUGACGAACAUGCUCCCACAGGCCAUGUCCGCCAGCACGAGCCAGGACAGCAGCAAGACGGUCGCCUCCCCUGGUACACACCCCAAUCCGUACAAGGCAUCCUCGCGGUUCGCGACCCUCUUCGCCGAGUUUCCACGGAGCCUUGUCGUGUGCGGCGAUGCAGAGCGGCUCGUAAGGGAGGUACGCUCGCUUAUCUACGCGAUGGACAAGGACGGCGUCGAGCUUGAGGUGUGCUGGGCGAGGGAUGCGUGCCACGAUGUGUUGAUCCAAAGCGAGUGGUGGUGGGACCGCCAGGUUCUCGAGGAGGUCUGGGGAAGGAUUGGUAAGUGGGCAGAGAGUUUCAGCGAACAUGGACCGCCGCGCGCAACUUCAGGGACCGAUGAACAGGAGACCGAAGGACGAUUGGUCGAUGUAGACGUUUGA
Molecule: messenger RNA, 1998 nt
Organism: Cyclocybe aegerita
Lineage: Eukaryota; Fungi; Basidiomycota; Agaricomycetes; Agaricales; Hemipholiotaceae
Source: the annotation of a GenBank genome assembly